Molecule: messenger RNA, 227 nt
Organism: Funneliformis caledonium
Lineage: Eukaryota; Fungi; Glomeromycota; Glomeromycetes; Glomerales; Glomeraceae
Source: the annotation of a GenBank genome assembly
UCUAUCCAGCUUUAAUUUCCUGUGAAGAAAUUGUCAAAGCGAGUAAUGAUGGACCAGUGAUCUUGAAGUUUAACCAGUUUACCUUAGAGGUCAUUAUACCGAGUUAUCGGGCGUUUUUCCUGUGGCUUUAUAAUACCCGGUUACCAGUCUAUCCAGCUUUAAUUUCCUGUGAAGAAAUUGUUAAAGCGGGUAAUGAUGGACCAGUGAUCUUGGAAGCUUUGCUUUAG